Messenger RNA from Orussus abietinus, 948 nucleotides. Its product is annotated as chromosome-associated kinesin KIF4. Lineage: Eukaryota; Metazoa; Arthropoda; Insecta; Hymenoptera; Orussidae. Gene Ontology annotation, biological process: microtubule-based movement; mitotic spindle organization. The annotation marks the transcript as partial. The transcript is spliced from 3 exons. Gene Ontology annotation, molecular function: microtubule binding; microtubule motor activity; ATP binding. The record is from RefSeq and is a predicted model, not a curated record.
AUGAGCGAGGAUACAAUUCGUGUGGCCAUCCGCAUCCGACCACUGGUUCGGACAGAAAUUGAGAAAGGAUGCCAAACGUGUCUCACGGUAAUUCCUGAAGAAUCACAGAUUCAAGUAAGAGGGACUGAAAAAGCCUUCACGUUCAACUAUGUAUUUGCGCCAGAGGUUGAACAGGAUUCUUUUUAUAAGACCGCUAUUCAAGAUAUGGUGAAAAAUGUUUUCCAAGGAUAUAACGUAACAAUUCUGGCUUAUGGACAAACCGGAAGUGGGAAAACACACUCAAUGGGCACGAAUUAUGUCCAUGGGGAACAGCCAGGGGUUAUUCCCAGAGCCGUGCAAGAUAUUUUUGCUAUAAUUAAUUCGAAGCAAGACUGGAUUUCUAACGUAACCGUUUAUUUCAUGGAACUGUACCAAGAACAAUUAUACCAUCUGUUAUCAAAAAAGCAACGCAACCAAUGUAUAGUGGAUAUCAGAGAAGAUUCAAAAGGUGUUAAGGUUGCAGGGUUAACGGAAGUCAAUGUUACAAAUGCUGAAGAAACUCUGCAAUGCUUAACACAAGGUUCUUUGGGUCGAGCGACUGGAGCAACGGCAAUGAAUGCGUGUAGCAGUCGUAGUCACGCAAUUUUUACCAUCACUAUUUACCAGCAGAAAAGAGAUGAUCCCAAUACUGCGACAACUGCGAAAUUUCACCUUGUCGACCUAGCAGGAUCGGAACGCAGUAAAAAGACUCAGGCCACAGGAGAAAGAUUCAAAGAGGGCGUUAAUAUAAAUAAGGGUCUCCUAGCUCUGGGAAACGUAAUAUUCCAAUUGGGUGAAGGUGGAAGUCACUUUUACAUUGGACACCGUGAUAGUAAGCUCAUGAGGCUCGUUUUAUCGGAAAGUACUAGUACAGUUUUAUGGUUAAUGUACAGUAUCACCGAAAAACUANUCAAGUGCCUCCUGUCCAAG